AUUGAAACAUCAGAAAGUUUUCAACAUGAUGAUAAAGAUAAAGAACAGCAACAACAACAACAACACAAACAUUCACUAGCAGAAGAAAACGAUUUAAAUAGCAAGAAAAAGAAAUUACAUUCCAUUUGCAAUUGCAAAAAGAAUAACAAUAACAACAACAAUAAUAAUAUUAUUACAUGUUGUCAUACUGCAGUUGACACUUUAAAACAACACAAGUCACAAAAUAAUACAAAUAAUACAACAAUAACGACAACAACUAAACGUAAUAACAAUAAACAAAAACCAAGUGUAGCAACAUCUUCAGAAACAUUAACAAAUCAAAGUCAAGAGGUUAAAGCUCGUUUGGCAACACUAAGAACUCGUAAAAAAGUUUCAACACAACAACAACAGGAACAAAAAGGACAAAAGAUUGGCAGUGGGUCAGCUGCUACAGCAGGACCAUUAGGAUCAUCACUAUCCUCAGAGUCUAUUAGUGAAAAAGUUAGCGAAAGUAGUGCGGAAAACGAUUUUAAUAGGACUCAGGGAAGAUAUUUGAUAAAGAAAGUUUCCCCCGUUCUUGAUGAUGCAACCUUAAAUCUAAUCGAAACCUUGAGCGAAGAAGUUAAGAAACCCAAUAAUAAACGUAAACGUAAUAACACACAGGCGAUACUCCUAGGACUUGCGACACUACAUCAACCCAGACCCAAACGUAUAGCAGCCAAUCCAAUUACACCACAAAUUGCUGCUGUUACAGGCGUGCAAACGUCUGCAAGCGCUGCUGUAGAUAACAACAACAGCGAACAAAAACAAACAACGGCUGGUAAUUUCCUUAAACCAUUGCCAAUCGAAGCAACAAAUACGAAUUCGAAGAAAAGAGCGCGUAUAAUGUCGCUGUAUGAGCGUCCAUUUCAAACGACCAAUGAUGGUCGCGGUGGUGGCGGAGGCGGUAGUGUUGUGGGCAAUGGUUAUAUGACUUCAAGUCGGUCGAGUGCCAGUAGCGGUGGUGCUGCGAUGGUUAUGAAUGAUACCAGUGAUACACAAGAAAUGGCAAAUCAAUAUUAUCUAUCGGGUAGCAGUGGUUCUGUUAUUGCAGGCAAUUCGAAUCCUUCGUUGGUGGGUAAUGGCAGUGCCAUCAAUCAUGCGCCCACCAUGGGAACACUGUGUAAUAUUGGAAACACUUGCUAUUUGAAUUCCGUGGUAUACACUCUGCGUUUUGCACCACAAUUCUUGCACAAUCUUCAUCACUUGCUAGCGGAUUUGAAUGCUCUGCAACAGAAUAUAGCGAGAGCACGAGCAAAAUCGUCUUCCUUGGGUCGCGGCAUUAGUGCAGUGCACAUGGAGAAUGCUCGCAGUUGGAGUAGCAAAGAUUUAGCCUCCAUGGAACAGUAUAAUAGUGGUUCAGGAACUGCAGUCCCUAGCGCAGGGGCCAACAAUUCUUCUGCCCUAACACAAGUUACUCAAAAGAGUUGUCAUCAGCUGUUGACUGAAAAACUGCAUGAACUCUAUCAGAGUUUGCAUCGCAAUGAGAUUAAUGAAUCGACCGAACCUCAUCAUGCCGAUACUCUAUUGCAUGCCAUACAAGAUGUUAGCAGUAUAUUUGAGGGUAAUCAACAACAAGAUGCGCAUGAGUUUUUAAUGUGUCUAUUGAAUAGUAUAAGAGAAACAAGUCAAACCUUAAUCAAAGCCAUAGCUGAGUGUCCAGAUGUGAUAUUGAAUGGAUACAUUUCCAACCCUGAUGAAGUUGAACGAGAUUUAAUGAAAAACCAUACUUCUGUUGCUGGCAGUGCUGUUGGUGGUGGCAUUGCAAUUGGCACUAGCAAUAGUAAUAAUAUUAAUAGUUUAGCCUCAGCAAGUUCAAAAACUUCCUCCUUCUUCUCACGCAAAUCAAAGCGAAAAGAUGAAAGUAAAAAUUCCAAAAACUCCCGCCUUCAAUCGCCUCUUAAAGAUGCCCUCAUGUCUAGUGGCAAUACACAGACCACGAGCACAGCAAAUAGUCUCUUCUACCUAAAUACAAAUGAUCUCAAUACGACAUCGACUUCGGCUGCCUCAGCAACAGUUGGAGCGGCUUCAAUUGGCGGUGGCAGUAACUCGCUAACCUCACCUUCAAAUUCUACUGCUAUUGUGGCGGGCAGCGCGACAGCGUUAGAUGAAACAGAUGCACCCACGGCUGUGGCCUUAAUACUAAAGGAUAAACAACGUUUGGAGGGUAAGAUUAGAGAAUUGGGUUUGGAUUUCUUUAAUGAGGACUUUGAGGGCAUAACGGUGUCGACCACCAAGUGUUUGAGCUGUGAAACGAUAACGGAACAAAAGGAAACCAUGAUUGAUAUUGCUGUACCUGUGCCCCAAGCGGGUUACGAAAGCAACGAAUUUAUGGAUAGACCAUCAUCAUUUAUACAGAAUUCCUGCAUUACCCGCGAGUAUUUUCGCAGAAACAAAUAUCGCUGUGAACAAUGUUGUGGCUAUACCGAGGCCAUACGUUCAAUAUCUUACGAAGUCUUGCCACGUCUCUUGAUCAUACAAUUGAGCCGUUUUAGCGGUGGCAUGGAGAAGAUAAACAGUUACAUUCCAACAUCAUUUACCCUGCAAUGUUUCUGUUCCAAAUGCUGUGAACUAAGUGAUGCCAACAAAUUACACAUUUAUAAAUUAUACAGUGUGAUAACGCAUGUGGGCGCUACUAUGUCGGUGGGUCAUUACAUUGCGUACACCUGUUCGCUGGAUUGGGCCAACGAAUACAUCAAUUGUCCCAAAGAGCAACGAAGAAGAGCUAGUCAAGAACGUAAUCUAGGAGCAGCGGCGGGUAAUAGCACUAGUGCCGCUAAUAGUUCGCAAUCUUCAGCGGCCUCCUCUGGAUUGGGUUCAUCGAGUACCGGGUUUAUGAAAAUGAAGAUGAAAUUCGGACGUAGUAAAGCCUCCAGUUCGGGAGAUAUGAGUAAAAAUGUCAAACAAUUAAAUGGUUUAAAUAGCAGCAGCAAAGCCAUUACAAAUGGCAUAGGAAAAUUAUCUAUGAAUAAUUCGACAGCGGCUGGUGUUGGUGGCGCAGCAACACCCCAAUGUCCGGUCACUUCAAGUAUUAACUGUUGUGCCAUGCGCCUUUCAGCACAACAGCAAUUGCAAUACCAGUCAGCCAACAAUAGUACUAGCGAUUUCAGUGAAGAAUCUUCCCAAUAUUCCAACGGUUCUGGCUACAAUACCCCAGCCAAUUACAACAACAACAUACAUCAUAACUACUCCACAUCGGCCAAUACCUCGGGUUACGGCAGCACGGGUAGAGGUUCCACAAAAGCCUCCUAUGCCACCACGCAAAACAAUUGCAGUGAACCCAUCUGGUAUAUGUGUGACGAUGAUAAAAUCAAAGCCAUGACACAAAGAGAAUUUGAAGAAUUAUUAUCACCGGCGCGUAAAAUAACUAUAACUCCCUAUUUACUCUUCUAUGCCCGUUACAAUCUACAAUCCACACCACCAAAAUCGGCAACGGCAUCUACAUCCUCUCCGGGUCCCGUAACAUCAUCGCCACAGACCUCCUGGUCAAAUGAAAGUCUACAGAGUAGUGGUCAUAGUGCCCAUAGUUCGGGUAUACGUAUGUGAGUAACAGCAACAACUAAAAGUAAGCAUAAGAGCAAUACAAGUUAUAGUAAUAAUAUUAAUCUUAAUAAUAACAACAACAACAUUUACAAUAGUAGUGGUAGUAAUAAUACUAAUAAUAUUAUUAAUAAUAAUAAUAAUAAUUGUAAUAAUAAAAGCCUGACUAAAUGCAAUUGUAAAGAACAGGUUAUAUAAGUUAAACUUUAUUGAGAAAGAAAAAUAUUUAAUUCAAAAUUAAAAGUAAACCACACAAUGAUAAUAUUUCCAAGAAAAUAAGAAACUUUAUAAAAAUUAACAAAAAAAAAAAAAAAAA
Molecule: messenger RNA, 3874 nt
Organism: Lucilia sericata (common green bottle fly)
Lineage: Eukaryota; Metazoa; Arthropoda; Insecta; Diptera; Calliphoridae
Gene: Usp1
Product: ubiquitin carboxyl-terminal hydrolase 1
Biological process (GO): protein deubiquitination
Cellular component (GO): cytosol; nucleus
Molecular function (GO): cysteine-type endopeptidase activity; cysteine-type deubiquitinase activity
Source: RefSeq, a predicted model, not a curated record